GCAGUUGAGCGACAGAAGCGAGGAAGGACCGAGCCCCUCUCCGCCGGAGCUGUUACCGGGAGGCAGUAGCGUCACACGCCGAGAGAGCGAGUCCCAGCCCCCGGAGAGAGAGAGCCUUCGCCCCGGUAGAGAGAGAGAGAGAGAGCCAGCCGAGGAGCCGAGGGAAGGUCCGCCCGAGAACCGAGCGAUGCCCGCGCUGCUCCCCGACGCCCAGUGACACACACACGGACACACACAAGUACCCGUCGACGAGAGGAGGAAGAGAACCGUGAUUUCUUUUUUUUUUUUUAGUUUUAAAAGAGAAAAAGGUGAAAACCCGGGAGGACCAGCCAGCCAGCCGCUUGAGCUCCGGAGGCUCCACCACCACCGAGGCGUGGACCCAACCCUAGCGGACCGUAGGACCGUUGGACCCCGGUUCCAGACGCCAGAGGCACCCGGAGGAAAACUAAACCGAGCCGCCGCCGCCGCCGCCGCCGCCAGGAGAAGAAGACAUUUUUUUGGGGGGGCUUGUUUUUUUUGGGGGGUGGUCGUUGUUUUAAAUUUUUUUUUUUUCUACUCGUUUGCCGUGGAUCGUGGUUCCCGGUGCCGCCAUCAAGCUGUGUUCUCUAGCCAUGGGAUGUACUCUGAGCGCGGAGGAGCGGGCGGCUCUGGACCGGAGCAAGGCCAUCGAGAAGAACCUGAAGGAGGACGGGGUCACCAUGGCCAAGGAUGUCAAGCUGCUGCUGCUGGGGGCUGGAGAGUCAGGGAAAAGCACCAUCGUCAAACAGAUGAAGAUCAUCCACGAGGACGGCUUCUCUGGUGAUGACGUGAAGCAGUACAAGCCUGUCGUGUUCAGCAACACCAUCCAAUCCCUGGCUGCCAUCGUCCGUGCCAUGGACACACUGGGGCUGGAGUACGGAGACAAAGAACGCAAGGCGGACGCUAAGAUGGUGUGUGACGUGGUCAGUCGUAUGGAAGACACCGAGCCUUACUCUGCUGAGCUGCUCUCCUCCAUGAUGCGUCUGUGGUCCGACUCCGGUCUGCAGGAGUGCUUCAGCCGCGCCCGAGAGUACCAGCUCAACGAUUCAGCGCAGUAUUACCUAGACAGCCUAGAUCGGAUUGGUGCGACGGACUACCAGCCCACAGAGCAGGACAUCCUGAGGACCCGAGUGAAGACCACCGGCAUCGUCGAGACACACUUUACCUUCAAAAACCUUCACUUCAGGCUGUUUGAUGUGGGAGGUCAGAGGUCAGAGAGGAAGAAGUGGAUCCACUGUUUUGAGGAUGUUACAGCGAUCAUUUUCUGUGUGGCGCUCAGCGGCUACGACCAGGUGCUGCAUGAGGACGAGACCACGAACCGCAUGCAUGAAUCUCUAAAGCUGUUUGAUUCCAUCUGUAACAACAAGUGGUUUGACGACACGUCCAUCAUCCUCUUCCUGAACAAGAAGGACAUCUUUGAAAGCAAGAUCACCAAGUCGCCACUGUCCAUCUGCUUCCCUGAAUACAGUGGACCUGACACUUACGAGGACGGAAUCACUCACAUCAAGUCUCAGUACGAGAGCAAGAACAAGUCCACCAAGAAAGACGUCUACUCCCACGUGACCUGCGCCACCGACACCAACAACAUCCAGUUUGUCUUUGACGCUGUCACUGAUGUCAUCAUAGCCAAUAACCUGCGGGGGUGUGGCCUUUACUGAGGAUGCUGUUAAAUGUUGGUCACAGGGUGUUGGACCAGGUUUUACCCAUGUAGGUGUCACAAGGGUAAAUACUUGUGCUGCCUACGUGGUUUAAAUCAAAUAUGGUUAUGUGGCUUCUGUCAGUGAUGCUAUCAUGUGACAGGAAGUUAAAUAUGGGGGUUUUAUCGUACAACUUAACCACACGGCUGAUCAUUGCUUCAGCUUGACCUUUAAUUAUUGAUUUGACUGGUUGGUUGAGACUUUUUUUAACCUAGUUGUCUUUUUUUGAUUCCUUUGUGUUGGCUCCUGAAGAGGAACCGGCAGCAGCAUCCAGUAACACUCUUCUUUCUGAGUUUGUGCGCCUAAAUGCCAAAUGUGCUGCUCGUGUGCUCCAGCAAUCUUACACAAUACCUACAGUAAACUCCUGAGGGACACAAGGUUCCUGAGAUGAAUUUGUACAUACACAAAAGUGCCUUAUUCAUAGAAGUGGACUGAAUGCAGUUCAAGUGCAUCCCUCUUAGAGUUAUCCUCAAAAAUUAUUAAAGUGGGAAUCCCUCUUCUCCCACCCUGGACUAUUUCUAAUCUUUUUUUAUUCAGCUUGAAGUUAUAUACCACAGACACGUGCCUUAGUCCAUUGAAAGUCAGAUUUACAACUGCUCUGAACUAUGUCCUGCAGUGAGUCCCAUUCAAGGUCAGACUUAUCCCCAGUUUUGUUCAGAAAGAACUAAUAACUUGAUUGUGACCAGUAAACCGAGAACACUGUCAGAUGCUUCGUCAUCUCAAACUUCAUUUCAUGGGACUUCCUGCUGGCCCUGUGGUUCGAGGCCAUAUGUUACCACUGCAAAGUCCCCAUUUUGAUUCCCUUGCCUUUUAUUCCCCUCUUGCUCUCUCUCUCUCUUCCUGUGUUUCUGGAAAACGUGGACCUGUGCCAUGUUGUGAUAUUUGAUAUUUAUUCUGAGGGAGAUCCUGCUCGGUUGUGAACGACUGUUGCACUUCGCCUUCGUGCUUCAAACCAUGGAACUUCACCUAAAUACAUACGUGCAAACAAGAAUAUAAAAUACAUUAUGAACUCAAUUAUAACGGAUAAAUUCAAGUUAUUCAUUGACAUAUUACAGAAUUUUUCAGUUUACAAAAAUGUUUAUCUGCUUCGUAGAAACUACCCAGCCAGAGUUUAUACAGUAGAAAUGAAUAGUGUUAUUUCCAGUCAGUGUUUUAAUCCAAAGGCCAUUAGGUUGAACUGUUGAUGCUUUUCACUGUGAGUGAAAUUGUGCUUUCGAUUGAACCUAGAAAACCAAAAUGGAGAUGUUCUCGUUUUUUUGGUGAUGUUUUUGUUACAUAUCUUCAAUUUAUUGUUUGCGAGGAAGUUGCUGUUUAUGUGAGGAGGAGGAGAAGGAGGAGGAGGAGGAGGAAGAAGAGGAGGAGGAGGCUGCCGUCAUCCUUCAUCACCUCUGGUCAUAUUUUAGGAUUGACGUUCCCGCCUCUCGUUUUGCAGCGUGCAAGGAUCCACUAUAAAUAUCACUUUUUACGAAGAAGUACCAGAGCCAGUGUGCUGACUCAACCAGACAACUCCCAGAAAUUGCUUCAAUGGAAGCAUUGAUUUUGAAUCGUCCCCAGGGCCAGAUCCAUUGUGUCGAGCUGCACAGUGUAACAUCCCUCUUGUCCACCACGCCGCCCUAAUAAUCCAGCAGUGAGCUUUGAAAGAUGUUGCUGGUGAGCACACACAGUCCUGUGGGAUACGAAUGUCAACCUCCUGACUGUUGUCUGAGCAGUGAUGUUUCCCAGGGUGUUGCUGAAUGACUUUCCUUUCUGGUGGCGUAGGAUUGAGGUCUGAUGCAGCGCUCAGAUUAGGUGAACUGGAAAUUGAUGCGCGUUGUUUUUAGGGACGGUUUGAAUUUUGAGCCUUGAGAUGCCGGAGAGAUGCACCUCGAAAACAUAAUGGGCUCCUCCCUCCUCUCUGUUCUCUGCAGAAGUUUACAGAGUCACAUAUUUACUGAGCUCGGUUUCUUUAUUUAUUCAUGAGCAAGGCAUUUAUUCCACUCUACACUCCAAACUCUGAACAGCGAGAUCGUGUCGCCUCCCUCCGCUCGCUGCUGCCAUCUUUUCUCUAAUCAGGUAGAUGAUGUCAUCAGCUCUCCCUCACACAUCUGUGCCAACGUUUUCUAACUAGAUACAGAGAGCUACCUGAGGCAACAUCCUGUGUGUGUGUGUGUCUGUUACCUUCAUGUGUGUCUGUUGAUUUUAGGAAAGGUAUGCGUGCGUGUGUGCAUGCUCAUGAACAUGUGUUGCGUAAGAGACAGCAUCAGCCCAUGGGUGUUGCGCUGGAGCCAGUAUCUGUGGAUAAUUACCCAGAAGGCACCUGUCUACCCUUUCCACACACAGACACACACAAACACACACAAAGGCACUGAAGACACAAACACACCCUUGGGACUCUCCAAAUGUCACAACGCCUUCCUUGGCAGCACCAGAUAAUACCACCGCUCUCAGCCAAAGAGCCUCAGAUGUUUCCAGGUUCUUUUGCCAAACAAGACGUCUGCUGCCUCUUGUGCUGUGAGUUUAGUUUAUCAUCAUCUCCUCUGUCUCAUUACAUCCACUACGGGUGAAAUGAUCUUCCUGCUUUCGCUGUUUGAUUGUUGAUGUCAGGACGACAGGAUGUGAAAUAUGCAUGAAGUGUUGGGCCUGACAUUAAUGCAGAAAAGAUGAAAGCAGUUUCCAGCACUUCACUUUUCACUUCUCACUCCUGUCAGUGGUUAGAUCGUGUUUAGAAGCUUCUCUCCUGGUUUUGUGCACAUGUUCCCUUUCCUUGCACUUGCGUAGAUUUCAAACAAAUAUUUUACUUGAUUAACGAGCGUCUGUUACUUGCUUCAAAUUGUUAAUUGUACUUCAGUAGCGCAGGAUAAUUACACGAUUCAGGAUUUGUUGUUGCCUCACAUGAUGGAGGCGAAGAUGCUCGUGGAGAAGUUCCUGUUGUAAUUAAAUCAAGACGCUUCAUGCCUGAGAGCCUAAAGGGCAGGCAGCGGUGAAAUUUCCAUCCACACCAACUUAGCAGAGUCCUGUUCACAUUUAGGUGAUUUAUUUGCCCUCAGGGUGGAAACAGCAGCUCUCUGCUCGAGCGCCCGGCUUCGUUCUUGCCUGUGUCGACCUCAGUGCACAGGUCGAGGUGAUUGUACAGCCGGUAUUCUUCUGUACAGGUUCUUCCGUGGUUUACUCAUUCAUUUAGAGUAUUGUCAGAUUUAUUCAAAGUAAGAAUACCCUUUGAUUCAAAAUAUGUAAGAUCACAAAUAAUCUCUAUACUUUAGCAAGGACCUAAACGGCAGUAACUGUGUUAUUUAAAUCUCUGCUACAAGUUCCAUUUGGUAAAAAUCAGUUCUAUCUCCGUCCUUUCCGCAAAAACUGUUCUCAUGUAGAGAACAACGUUAUCACAGCACAGACACGGCGGUGAUGUGGCCUUACUCAUUUUAACGAACACAUUAAAGGCCCAGUCUCCUUCAAAAGUGGUUCAGCAUAAUUGAUCUGCUCAUUUUCAAAGAUGUGGCUCACGAAAGAGAUUUAUUGACUGUUUGGUUAACUACACAUUGACCAGGGAAGAGCAUCCAUCCAAUAGCACAUCAUCAAGGGGGCAAACAAUGAGCUCUUAAAUCUAACAUAGAAGAUGUAUUUGACACUUAUCUAAUCCGGAGCUGGAAGUAACUUGAGUUUAAACCUACGCCAAGGCCCGACCGUCCCCUUAAAUUCAGUCUAGCUGCACCACAUUUCACUCGUGUUAAAACAUUAUUUUAGACAAAACUUCAGGUGUACUGACUUUAGAAGAUCCAUUGCAAUGAAUUAGUUUUGCAGCAGAGUUUUGCUUCAACACAGAGAAACUGUCACUUGUGAGGUGAUACGUGCAAAAACAUUCCCUCCACAAUUAACAGUAACAAUGGAAUGGACUGUUACCAAUUUUUUUAUGGUUUAUAGGUAGGACUCAAGCACAGAGGAGAGAGUGAAAGCUUCAUCCAACUGAGCUCAGUGAUACAAAGCAAACGAGAGAGGUGUGAACCUUCAUAUCUCAAACAUGUCUCAUCUCACAUAUGAUUCUUCUUUGAGUCUUUGUGUCUCAGGAGGAAACGUCCUCACUUUCCCUCUCUGACCCGCUCUGCUCUCCUCUGUCUGCAACACUGACGCUCCAGAGCUGUUGAUUGUUUAUAGGGUGAAGACAGGAUUGUUACUUCCACAGUGUGUCGUGUGUGUGUGUGUGUGUGUGUGUGUGUG
Limanda limanda (common dab) is the source of this 5906-nucleotide messenger RNA. It is a transcript of the gene gnao1a, whose product is annotated as guanine nucleotide binding protein (G protein), alpha activating activity polypeptide O, a. The record is from RefSeq and is a predicted model, not a curated record. Bases 612 to 1676 code for a protein of 354 amino acids. The transcript is spliced from 8 exons. Gene Ontology annotation, cellular component: heterotrimeric G-protein complex. Gene Ontology annotation, molecular function: G-protein beta/gamma-subunit complex binding; GTPase activity; G protein-coupled serotonin receptor binding. Lineage: Eukaryota; Metazoa; Chordata; Actinopteri; Pleuronectiformes; Pleuronectidae. Gene Ontology annotation, biological process: adenylate cyclase-modulating G protein-coupled receptor signaling pathway; G protein-coupled dopamine receptor signaling pathway.